Spodoptera litura is the source of this 2546-nucleotide messenger RNA. RefSeq names its product lethal (3) malignant blood neoplasm (gene l(3)mbn). The record is from RefSeq and is a predicted model, not a curated record. NCBI's taxonomy places the organism in Eukaryota, Metazoa, Arthropoda, Insecta, Lepidoptera, Noctuidae.
AUAAAAUAUGCCCAUAGGUAGAAUAGUGACGAUAUCGAUUGUCGCAGUGCCUAUCUGUACUAGCCAGAAGUAUUAAUAAAUUACGUAGACCGAAGAAUCGGCGCAGUCUCGUGCGAACUCUUGCGCAACAGGCCGCUAGACGGCCCGAGUUAACACACAGAUUACGACCAAAAAAGAUGCAACACACACGAAGACUGCGGCUAACAGCAAGCAUUAUACUAUGCUUCGUGCUUCAAGCCCAUGGUGCUGACAAGUACACUGACGAGAAUAGACCGUAUGAAUUCGGUUUCAAGAUCGAUGGACAACAGCAUAGGCAUGAAUCUAAAGAUAAAGAUGGGAUCAUCAUGGGGGAAUUCGGUUUCGUCACUGCCGACGAUGUCUACCACGUCACUGUGUACGCUACAGAUAAAGAGGGACGCUUCAAAAUAUUAUCCAUGAAAAAUAUUCAUUUAAAAUCAUCUGCCGCCUCGGGUUCGCUAUCGCCUACUUCAGCAAGACAAGGCCAUGCUCUACCUUUACCACCAGCAUCUGUACAAACAUCAGCGGUAUCUUCUGUGGUUCAAACACCACAACCCGCAAAAGCAUUUAAACCAAUAUCGUUGGAACCACCUGGCAGAUCUUGCUCAUCAUGCAGUUUGCCAACGACCACUACGCGUGCCCCACCACCAGCAUAUAACCAAGUUUCGAAUAAUAACAACAUUAAUUCUCCAAGCCAUUACGGUGCAAUAGGUUCUAGUCCUCAAAAUCAGCAGCCUUCCGUUUCAUCACCAGGUCAAAGUAAUGCACAAAGUAAUCCGUCAUAUGGUUCUCAGGGCGGUCAACAAAACUACCCGUCAGGUAAACCAAUCUAUCCCCAACAGGGACUCGUCGCCCCAGACGCUGUGUCAACAUUUGCUGCUCAACCAGGCCCAGGAGGACAAACCUAUCAAGGAUCAAGUCAAGGGGUAUCAGGAGCUCCCAAUACUGCCAAUAGAUUCUCAGAAGCAGGAGGUUCUCUACCCGCGAGUCAGAAUACUGAAGGAACAACAGGACAAACAUUUUCAGGAGAACAAAGCUCUUUAUUCGGUGGUUAUAAUGGAGCUUCUGGAAGUCCUCAGCAAAAUGGAGGUUUUUCAAAUCCUCAGCAAAAUGGUGGUUUUCAAAAUCCCCAGCAAAACGCAGCUUCAGCAGGCCCUCAACUUAAUGGAGCUACUGGUUCAAAUUACCCAUCUGCUGGACCAAGUUCUUAUGCUCAAGGAGGAAUUGCAGGGGCAUCUCCUGCCGGUAGAACCUCAAAGCAAUAUAACCCUGAACAACAAGUUGGCUCAGUAUCUAAUGGUCCACGAGGACCUGGGUCUGCGAAUGAACAGCCUGGUUCUGCUAAGCCUACGCUAUUUUCAGCCCAAAUGCAAAUAGUUGAUAAGAACACUGACAUUCACGCACUCCGGCCUGGUGAACAAAAAGGAUUGCCACCGGGUCUAACUCAAGGUGAUAUGACACAGCUCUUGUACACAUUCAACUACACAGUUGGUUUCCACGCUCACUUUGAGGAGGGCUAUACAAAUGGAGUCAAAAAGGGAUAUUAUUAUGUAACUGGAAGGAACGGUGUCCGAACUAGGAUUGACUAUGUAGCUGAUGAUACAGGUUUCCAUCCAACAGUUUCACAGGAGGUUCUCGACUUAUUGUCCGAAGAAGUUCCUAAACCUGAAACUGAAAAGGACGAGAAGUACGGCCUUAAAGGCUAUGAAUUCAAAUGGUUGUAUUAUCCUGUUGAAUCAAAAAAGCGUUAGUACGUCUCAAAUCAUUUAAGCUACAUUAGACCUGAUCUUCACAAAAUCUCUUUUAGUUUCAAGAGGCAAGGCCUCAUUGGCUUAUUUUUAGAGCUUUACUAUAAUUAACUAUUAAUUUUAGGCUAGAUUUGUUAUAAGUCUCUGAAAGUAUUACUAUUAACUGUAAUUUUAACUUUGUUUAACGUAGUACACUGCCAUGUAACUGCCAUAUAGUAGUGAUCACCAAAAACCACUAUCAGUAGCAUGUUAAGUUCAUAGAAAGAACAUACGUAGACACAUGUCAUAGCAAAUUGUAUAAUAAUAUGUUUAAAUGUAAAAAAGACACAUAAUAAAAAAUUUAUUCGAAAAAGAUAUACCUACAGUGUGUUUCAUUAUUAACGUCUUUGCAAAAAACUUUGUAUUAACAUUAGUAUUAUUCCAAUUAAAAAAAAGAUGGAUUUGUCCAAUAGUAAAUAACACAGAGGCACAGGUUUUGUUCCCAUGUCAGGUAGGACUAGGUGUAUGUUAAUAUUUCUAUCAAUAGCCAUCAAAAAUAAUGACAAUCCAUAAAAUCUGCAUAACUUUGUUACCAAAUGGUAAUAUAUUCGUGUGAUUCAUCAACAGAUGUACAAAUCUGAUUGAUUUUUGUUUUCAAACCAGUAACGUAAUGAAUCAGAACUAUAUUUAAAAACUUAGAAAACAUGAUAGUGGUUGUCUAGUUAGAUCGCAUUCAUAUGAUAAAAGUAUGAACGCGUACUACUGGGUUGUUUAAAAAAAUCUCAGCAGAUUAGCACGGAG